Molecule: messenger RNA, 2952 nt
Organism: Mercenaria mercenaria
Lineage: Eukaryota; Metazoa; Mollusca; Bivalvia; Venerida; Veneridae
Product: putative inhibitor of apoptosis
Exons: 9
Coding region: 541-1881 (446 amino acids)
Biological process (GO): regulation of cell cycle
Cellular component (GO): spindle microtubule; nucleus; cytoplasm
Source: RefSeq, a predicted model, not a curated record
CAAACAAAAUACUACGUGCUUCGGGUAAAUUUGAAAGGAAUACAGAGGGUUGUAGAAGCAAACUUUUAUGCUGUAUAAAGGAUAAUAACGGCUAUCUACCCAGUUGAAGGAACUCCAUAUAGCCACUACAAUGGUGACAGCAAAAAUACUACAUUCCCCAAGGUAUAUUCCUAAAGCAGAGCUCAUUGCUUAUUGUAAAAGAAUACAUUUGUGCAAAAGAAAUAUUUAUGGUCCUCAGCGUUUUCGAUGUGCUGAAUGGAAAUACGUCAAGAAGAUAAUACAUCUAAUUGCUCGUGACAUUUGUGAAGCAGAUGCAAAUCAUCAGUAUACCAGUGACAGUGACGGUUCCCAUCCAAUGUUAAAUAAACGAACCGUUGACCGAGGAAGGUAAUUGUCUGAUUUGCCUUUGUAAAGUAUUAAUUUGUUAUGUAGAAUUAGUGUUUGUACGCAUCAAGUGCUUAUGAAAAAAGUCCAGCAACAAGAUACAAGUUAACAUCCGCUUCUGCCUGCUUCUUCAUAUUCAUUGUCAAGUGUUUCGGUAUGAUGGCACAAAAUUUUGCAAGAACUAGCUUUCCCCAGCAGGUAUCAUCAGAUCAGGCAAGUCAAGAGCGAUCUGAAAUCGCGUUUUCAAAUGGAGCAUCGUUUUCCGCAAUAUCCGCGGGAGGUGGUUAUAACUUUAGCACUGGACAUCAUGUGACCAGAAAUGGUAUUCUUAAUGGUAACAGACAGCUUGAAUCAGCAUACGCACCGACUGUAGGAACGGCGACAGUACCUCAAAGAUCGGUCCGACCCGCAAGAUAUCCUGACUUUAUAGACUACAGUCAAAGGCUGCAAACAUACGCAAGAUGGACGCGUUCAAAUCCCGGCCCAGUAUGCCUUUGUGAAGCCGGCUUCUUCUUCACAGAUCAAGGUGACCUGGUGCGCUGUUUUCAGUGUGGUAUUGGUCUCAAAGAUUUCUCAGAAGGCGAUGAUCCCAUACAAGAACAUGUACGAUAUUCGGGAGAAUGUCAGUACCUUCUUGAACAUCUCGGAGCUGCAAGAUUAUCUGCUAUAAAGACCCAGCAAGCAGAAACUAAUGGACAAGCACGUGACCUGCAACAUCCAGAGACAAGCGUGCAGUGCCGACAUCCUGAAUACCAGACAUAUGAGGCCCGUGUUUCAUCAUAUACUGGCUGGCCGAAUUAUUUACACCAGACACCUGCCGAAUUAGCUGACGCUGGACUGUACUAUACAGGAUUCGAAGACCACGUGCGCUGUUUCAUGUGUGAUGGUGGACUUCGACGUUGGGACGCGGAUGAUAUUCCAUGGACAGAGCAUUGUCGCUGGUUUCCGGCAUGUGAUUAUGCCAGGGAGAAGAAAGGGGAUGAAUUCAUAGCGCUUGUUCAAGCUUCGGAACAAUAUAACUCAGAGGAGCCAGAAAACGAGGAAGCCCCCGGUCGUCAAGGUCUGCCUGGUGCAACUGGACAGCUAGCUCUGAGAGAUCCAGUAAUAAAAGCUAUUCUAGAGGAACAUAAGAACACCUGUCUAGAGAUGGGAUAUCAACUGAUAGAUUUUAACGAAGCUGUAGAAGAUCUGCGAAACAUGGGUUCUAUCAAACCCACUAUAGAGGAGAUAAUUGAAAUGGUUGAGGUAAUAAAGGAAAAGAAACAACGCCAGGAAAAAGCUACUGAGUUAGAACGACGUCAUCAGGAAACUCCCAUGGAAGAAAAUAUGCGUCUUAAAAGUUUGAUAAAAUGCAUGACGUGUGGACGGAAUGAUGUUAACGUUUUGUUCAUUCCAUGUACGCAUCACCGUCUAUGCAUGGAGUGCGCUGAACCACUGACACAGUGUCCAGUAUGCCAGAGACACAUUAGGCAGAAGAUUCGAACUUACUUAGUAUAGAUAAAGCCUGUAUUUACCAAAGUACGUUGGUGUUUGGAGCGUUUGUAAAAUGUAGCACUAUUUUUGUGUGAAAUAAACGUGAAAGCUACAUGUACAUGGAUGAUAUUGCGAAACAUGCGACUUUGUGUUUAUUAAAUUAUACACAAUGUUUUGUUUUAUGGACCAUUAUGCAAAAACAUGCAUUUAGCCGUAUACCAUUAAUCACUGAGGAAACGUGUAAACAAUGGAAUUUAUAGUGAAGCAUACAGCAUUGUGCAUAUUUAGGUGUACAACGGACUUUGCUAUACUAAUUGGCACUGAACAUAUGUGUUUUUAUUAUGACUAUUUAAUCACAUAUGAUGGACAAGAUUUGAUCACAUACAUUCAAGUAAGACAAUGUUGGUGCCGGAAUGACUGGAAUGUUUUGCAUUCUGUGUUACGAGAAUUUGUUGAAAUGCGCGAAGCCGUUUUUCGUCUUUUGUUUUGUAAUUUGUAUCUUGAUUCUUCAAUUGUCUAUCUAAAUGUUUAUAAUGUUGUUAACAAAAAUAUGUUGAAUGAUCAUCCAUAAUCAUGUUAGGGAAAGAAGUCUGUGUCAGCUGUCCUUUUAAUUAUUAUAACAUAUCUAUAAAAGUUUCUGAAUACAGAUAACCCAAUUUUUGAAGGGUUGCUUGACUGGUAUUUUUCUUAAAAGUAUUAACAGCAGUUUAAUGACCACCAAUUUAAAUGUGGUAAUUUGUACAAAAGAAAAACGUCAUUGACAACAUAAAAGUACGGGCAAUAAACGAUGUCGAAGAAAAAGGCUAAGCAAAGAACAUAAGGUGUCUCAUAUGGUAAUGUACAUGUAAUUGUGUAGGAAAUAAUAUAACACAAGAUAAGAUAUGAUAAAUCUCUUAUGAUAGUGACUUGUGUUUACGUUUAUAAUAAUGAACAGACCUAUACAUACUUGCAUUAUAAGUCACUUUAUUUACAGAGUAAAAUUUAAACGCAGGCAAUAACAAAGAUGACAACGGUAUUCUAAGUAAUAUUGUUUUUAUGUUAUUGUAUAUGAUUUUACAUCAGUAUAAUGAAUAAAUGAACGUAGAAAAUUUGCAA